Physcomitrium patens is the source of this 2436-nucleotide messenger RNA. RefSeq lists its product as uncharacterized. Lineage: Eukaryota; Viridiplantae; Streptophyta; Bryopsida; Funariales; Funariaceae. Gene Ontology annotation, cellular component: cytoplasm; PML body. The record is from RefSeq and is a predicted model, not a curated record. Gene Ontology annotation, molecular function: single-stranded DNA binding; 5'-tyrosyl-DNA phosphodiesterase activity. Gene Ontology annotation, biological process: double-strand break repair.
AGCAUUCAUCCGUUACCGAUCGGUCCUCUCGCAGCCGACAAUGUCCUCCUCCUCCCUUCGCCACUCACUCACAAGUAUGGCUGUUGAAUUGCAAGUCUCGGUGGAUUAUUCAAGCACCUGUUGGAUUCUACGGAGGAGGGGAGGUUCGCUGGUGGAUCCAUGUGACGAGGUUUAGGGUUUGAGCGCCGAGUGGAGAGAGGUGUUAUCGACUCCGGAUCACAGUUUGUCAUCAAGCUAAGUUUUAAUCACUUCCUUGUGACAUACAUUUUUUUGCGGGCAUCAGAUGUCAUAUGUUGGUCAAGAAGUUUUGCGUUUGUACCAAUUCCAUGCUGCUUCAAGUGCGUGUGAAGCCGCUAGAUGAGUUUCCCGUUUUCAGGCGUAUAGGGUCUUUUCAGAAACAUGCAACUCUCCCAAGGUCGCUCUGCAUUCCAAUUCUUGCUCGAGCAUUUGAGAUAGCGUUCAAUUCUGCGCUCUUGUUUCCAAUUGGUUUAUCACGUGGCUGCACUGCUCUCCGAUCGAUCAGUACCUCCCCGCAUUCACGAACGACUCCUCGGACUCGGUUGAGAAUGGGUUGGGCAUGUGCGACUUGCACGUUUAUCAACGAUGCAGGUUCGGCUUGUGGUGUGUGCUUGAUGCCUGCUCCGGGAUCGCCGAGUUCUGGCGAUGCGAAAUGGACAUGCGAGGCUUGCACUUUCGAGAACAUUGGAGAGACUGCAUUCUGUGAAAUGUGCGAUACAGGUCGAUCAACUGUAGGAAGGUCAGUGCGUGGCUCACCGUUCCGACCUUUGCGAGCAAGUGCCAGGGUGAAGCCAGAGGUUGGCCGUGUUGAAGAAUCUGCACUGCUUGAGAAUGUCAAGAGCGUUGAGGCGGAGAGCCUUGUCACAGGUGGAACGUGGUUCGGCGACGAGAGUCUAAAGGUUGCCUGUGGCAGCCAAAACCUCAAGUCUAGGAAGCACGAAGCCAAGGAAGUGGAAGUAAUUGAUCUUUCUGAGUCCGAUAGUAGAGGAGAUGAAUUUGUCGUGAAGGAUGGUAAGAAAAAGAAAGAUGUACAAGAAGAGUCUAAUCAUUUGCUCGAGAACCUGCACAAAGAGAGGAUAUCUCGAAUGCAAGGAAAGAUGUCUGCAGAGGAUUCCUCAGCUGUUAAAGUGGGGAAGGAUGCCGUUGAUUCUUCGUCGAGUUCUCCAGAGCUUGAAAAAGAGAAAGAGUUCGUUCCUUUGACCUCUUUGUCGAGGGAGCAAAAACUGGCGUACAUAGAGGCCGAGGGGACAUGGCUCGAGAAGCCGACUGCCGACCUGACCGUAUUGAGCUACAAUGUGUGGUUCCGUGAAGAUUUGGAACUGCAAGCUCGAUUGGAUGCGAUUGGAAACGUCAUCUUGCAGCACCGUCCGCAUGUUGUUUUCUUCCAAGAAGUAACUGAGACCAUAUACAGAAUUUUCGAACAAGCGAGCUGGUGGAAAUCCUACAAUUGCUCUGUCAAUCGUAGAGUGGCUUCUCAACGAGCAUAUUUCUGCAUGGUGCUAAGCAAACUGCCGGUGGUAUCCUUCAGGCAGAGCCCAUUUCGUAACUCAAUAAUGGGUCGGGAACUUUGUCUAGCAGAAUUAGAUGUAGGUAAUGGGGCAAGACUGUUGGUUGCCAACUCACAUUUGGAAAGCCCUUGCCCAGCUCCACCUACCUGGAACCAGAUGUUCAGUGCUGAGCGGGUCGCACAAGCGAAGGAAGCUAUGUUAAUGUUGAAAGAUUUUCCUAAUGUGAUCUUUGGCGGAGAUAUGAAUUGGGAUGAAAAAACGGACGGGGUUCCCCCGUUACCCUCAGGUUGGUUUGAUGCUUGGGUGCAGUUGCGCCCAGGUGAGGAUGGGUUUACUUAUGACACCAAGGCGAAUAAAAUGAUAUCUGGCUACCGCUCUUUGCGGAAGAGGGUAGAUCGUAUGUUCUGCCAGCUUGAGGAUUUCGAUACUGUGAGCAUUGAAAUGGUGGGAACUGAACCGAUUCCUGAUCUCACAUAUCCCAAGGAGAAGAAAGUGAAGGGGAAAGUUGAGAUUAUAAGGUACCCUGUGCUGCCUAGUGACCAUUUCGGGCUUCUUCUGACAUUGAGGAAAAGUGCUUGACACCAGUUUUUUAUCGCACUUCAAGCCUCUUGUUUUCUUCAUAAACUUCUUGUUUAUAGCCACUUCUUUUACUUUUAUCUCAUCAAUGUUGAAUUAGCAGUCGUGCAAUUCUGUAGUUUUGAGAAUUUUUGUACGGGCCAAACGUAUUGGUCUCUUUUAUACUUUCAUCUGAAAUAGUACUGCACAGUGGAAUCUCUCUUUUUCAAGUAUCUUACAGGACUGACUCUAGACGAGUUCACGUUUAUUGGUGUCAAUUUUUAUAGGUAUAACUCUUCUGGUUUGAAAUCAGAGUUCAUUCCUUCUGUUUUCAAUGCAAUGUGGGUUUACUGUA